ACCUUCUGUUAACUCGACGAAAUACUGUGCUGCAUGCUACAGAGAGAGACCGCGCUGACUUCGGAAAUCUUCUGAGGAAUAUAUCUAAAUCUAGGGUAUUACAUAAUCAUUUUUGGAUUUAUCAUGAUGUGGUGACCUUGUGUGGUGACUGCUGUGGCAACUCUGAUGUGGUGAACUUUGAUGUGGUGAAUCUUGGUGAACUUUGAUGUGUUGAGUCUGAUGUGGAGUAUUCCUGCAUAUAUGAUGAUGACAACUGAUCAGCGGUUUUAUCAGGGAACUAUCAUGGUGUGGUACUUUUAUGCGGCAACUGUGGUAUUGCCUCUAAUACAGGCUGUGGAGGACACCUGCCGGACUAACUAUACAUACCGUGUGGAGAACACUAAUCUGGUCUGUGGCUGCUGCGCUCCGGGGUUUUACAAGGAAGCAGAUUGUCAGGAGUCAGACAAAUCUGCAGAGUGUAAGGCCUGCCCGUCUGGUCAAUUCAGUUUGUUCUCCAACCAGGCCACGAGUUGUCAGCCAUGUUCAACUUCGUGUCCAAGGCGCAAUUCUGAGAUCGUGAGUAACUGUACUACCCUGUCUGAUAUCGGUUGUGAGUGUCGAGAGGGAUUCUACAUGAAAUAUCGAUCUCCCACGGAGGGACUCUGUGUGCUACACUCCAAAUGUCAGCCAGGAUUUUAUGUCCAAAAACUAGGGACAUCAACAGAGGACACAGACUGUAUGCCUUGUCCAGAGGGAAUGUUUCAGGACCGUGAGAACCUGGACCCCCAAUGUAAGAACUGCAGCAGGUGUUCUGACCCCUCGAAGGAGACACAGGGCUGCUCCAGGCAAUCAGACACACAAUGCAAUGAUAAACCUACAUCUCAGUUUGAGAAUGAGAAAGAGACCACGCCCCCUGAGGUGGUAGGUGGGGCUAUUGCUGGGGUGCUAGUAGUGGUGGUAUUGGUGGCGUUAGUAGUGCUGAUCUGUUACAGGAAAGGUCAGCGCCCACCCUGUCUGAAGGUCGCAAGAACAGAAAGAUGUGAAGAGGGUGAGAUGCAGGACAUUAACACAUCAAAUGGCCACACCUCUGCAGACCCAGAGGAACAUAUGGGAAUAUCAAGAUUACCUGAAAACGGCCAGCACUUGUAUUCACUUAUCAAACCAAAUACAGUGGAUUCUCCCAAGCGAGAUAAAAAGCCGGUGAGCCGUCGAGUGUUAGUAGAGAGGAGCUGGGGAGAUCUUUGUCUUUUACUUCAAAAAGAACUUCCCAUUGGAGACUGGAAGUUUGUCAUCAGGGAACUCUUUGCUACGGUCGGGAAAUCUGCUGAUCGUGUCCUAGAGGAACAUGAGGCGAAUCACCCACGGAACGUAAGGGAACAGAUUUACUGCUGCCUUCAGAGUUUCAGUCAACAGACCGAUCUGUGUUCUUUUGAUCUCCAGAAACUAUCAAACAUCUUAUGUAAUCAUGAGCAUAUCGAACUAGCAGAGAAAAUUCAGGAUGAUAAUCGUUUUAACCCAUUGUUUCCUAACAGAUUGCCAGACAACAGUUGUGCAGAAUUUGGUGAUGUUGCCAGAACUCAGUGAUCUAAUUUACAUAUCAUUGAAAACUUGCACAAAAAGAAUUAUUUUUAUAAAUGUCACAAAUGUAAUAGUCUAAUGGAGGAUUCCUCAUAAGUUUAUUAUACCCUCAACUAGAAAAAUUCAAUUUAUGUAUUUAUGUUAGUCAGCACUUUUGUUGCUGAUAGAAUAAUAUAAGAAUAUAUAAGAAUAAGAUAAAUACAGUCAAACCAUGUUAUCUCGAUUUAAUGGGGACCGAGAAAAAUCUGCGAGAUAUCGGAGGGUUCGAGAUAUCAAGGGUAGAAUAUUUAAGAAGUAUGUGGGUAGGACUUUCCAUUCACUUCGACAUAUCCAUGGUAUUCGAGAUAUCCGUGUUCGAGAUACCGUAGUUCAACUGUAUUUGAUAUUUAUAGAAAGACUCAACUUUGAUAAUUAUUACUCUUCAGUGCUAUUAAAAAAAACUUUAAGGAUAAAUAUGUGUGUAGUUUUAGGUAGAAUUACAAAGAUAUAUGGUCAUAUUUAUUUGAAUACAGAUUAAUUUUGGGAAUAUUCAUAAUAGAAUAGGAAUAGAUUAGGGAAAUAAUUUUUUUUUUAAAUUUGUAAUUUGAAGUCAUAAAUCUGCUGUAAUUAGUUUAAGACUUCAUUAUAAUGGCUGUGCCUACAUUGUACUAAGUCAUUUUUUUUUGAUACUAUAACUGUCAUUGUUAAGAUAUAUACCAAAACUGACAAGCUUUAAUUUGUUUAGCAUUCAUGAUUGUAAAAAUUAAUUUGUAACUGAAAUGACUGUGA
Messenger RNA from Saccostrea echinata, 2325 nucleotides. Its product is annotated as tumor necrosis factor receptor superfamily member 3-like. Lineage: Eukaryota; Metazoa; Mollusca; Bivalvia; Ostreida; Ostreidae. The coding region runs from base 220 to 1563 and encodes 447 amino acids. The record is from RefSeq and is a predicted model, not a curated record. The transcript is spliced from 8 exons. Gene Ontology annotation, molecular function: protein binding.